Aspergillus bombycis is the source of this 1359-nucleotide messenger RNA. RefSeq lists its product as uncharacterized. Lineage: Eukaryota; Fungi; Ascomycota; Eurotiomycetes; Eurotiales; Aspergillaceae. Gene Ontology annotation, biological process: proteasome assembly. The coding region runs from base 1 to 1359 and encodes 452 amino acids. The record is from RefSeq and is a predicted model, not a curated record. Gene Ontology annotation, molecular function: proteasome binding. The transcript is spliced from 2 exons.
AUGCCGCCUUCCAGCGGGCACCUGCUGCUCCCAAAGUUUUGGAGAGCAGCGAGGUUUGCCUACGAGAAGGCUUGCAAAGCCAUACGGACAAAGUUUCCAGAACAAGUCCAACAUGGAAGCCUACGAUUUCAGCCAGCUUUUGCACGCAUAACCCCAAACCAGCCGAUCAACCGUGCGGCAGCAAUUCGACAGGCCCGUCGCCGCCACUACUCCACUCGCGCGAGAACCUUCGUUUCUUAUCUCCGGACUGGACUGCAAGGCGAUCGUGCUGCCUAUAAGACAUCCCGCGUUGCGUCAAACAUCAGCCGUCUUACCUCUCAAGCGCCCUUUGCGUCAACCCUUCGCCCGAACUUGACCGGUGGUACUCUCGGCCGUACGGCGGGAGGCUAUACUAUAGGGGCCGGACGGAUCGGGGGUGCCCGGUAUUUCUCCCAUGGCCCAGCUGCACCCGCUCAGGUCAUUCAAAAUGUAUCCAUGGGUGUCCGGGCAUUCUUCCUCUCUGGACAGAAGGUCCGGUUCGACGGCAUUGACGAUGUCAGCGGAAACAAGAAGUACAAAGCUGUGAGCGCGCUUCAAGAUCAGGCUGAGCGGAAGAUGACCGGAAUCCCUCGGACUGCACCGGGAUCCUUUGUUGACUUCCAGCUCUCCCCUACCAUCACAGCUUUUGGACUGCAGAAGAAGUUUGAUCCGUCGGGAGCCUUCGCCUCCGAGACCAUCAACUCGGACGGUCUUUUGGACUUCCUCUCUGCCGACUUUGCGCGUGCUCUCAAGGACUUGGCCGCUGUGCUCAACGACCUCAAGCGCCUGUCCACCCUGGGUGAUCUGCCUAUCUUGCUGCACGACAAGUCGACGCUCCGGGUGCGAUUCCCCGGGUGUGACGCAGCCACUGUCGAACGGCUCUGUGACGAGGUUGGAGUCCAACGAGGGAAGAUCAUGCAGGACGAGGACUUCGAUAGUCGUACGGGUGCUGACCUUGCUCUUCUAUUCCCCUUUGCCCCCAGUGUUCCCGGGUCACCGGAGACGAUGGAUUACCUCUUUUCGAAGGGGCCCGCUGAGCCACAAGCGCCCGAAGAAGUUGAUUGGCAAGCUAUGAUGUCGUCAGAGAACAACACAGAGCUUCUCGGAAACUCUGGGCCGAAGCUCAGUUUCGAAGACGUAACCAUGUUCGGCGAGAAUCCGUGGCAGCAAUCCUCUUCGUCAUCUGGGUAUUCAAGUAUCAACAUCAGCGAACUCGGUGACCGCGCAUACUUCCAUGAGAUCUCCAGUACCGGAUUUCCUGACAGUGCUUCUGAAUAUGAGGGAUCGGACGGGUUACACCGAUUUCUUGCCGAAUGCAACCGUGCUCCUCCAAUUUCUUAG